GGAGGCGGCGGCGGCGGCGGCGGCGGCGGGGUCGGCGAUGGCUUUCGAGGCGCUGGCGGAGGCGGCGGAGCGAUGGUGCGCCCGCACGCCCUUCCAGCUCAUCGCCGCCGAGGAGACGGAGCGGCGCAUGGACUUCUACGCCGAGCCCGGCGUCUCCUUCUACGUGCUGUGCCCCGAGGCCGCCUGCGGCGACAAUUUCCACGUGUGGAGCGAAAGUGAGGACUGCUUGCCUUUUCUGCAGCUUGCACAGGACUACAUUUCUUCCUGUGGGAAAAAGACACUCCAUGAAAUAUUGGAAAAAGUCUUCAAAUCCUUCAGGCCCUUACUUGGGCUUCCAGAUGUUGAUGAUGAUGCAUUUGAAGAAUAUAACGCAGAUGUGGAAGAAGAGGAACCAGAAGCCGAUCACCAACAGAUGGGUGUCAGUCAGCAGUGAUUUUCUGAGAAGCUAUAAAAAAAUUUGGAAGCCUUUGGUACCAGGUGGGGUCAGGUGGUCCCACGUUAGCCUGUUUGAAUUAGCACAUCACAAGGGGAUAUCUGGCUGCCAAGAUAAAAGUUUUACAAAAAAUGGUUCCAAAAAAAUAAUAAUUCAUGAUGAGCUUUGCUAAGAAGACCUGAAUUUUGCUCCUGCUUCAGUGGGUUUUCUAUGGAGUUGUCUUGGUAGCAUUCUGCCGUUAUCAGUCUAGAAGUAGUUUUGUCGCUGACUUGUCUCUUCGAUUUGUGUUCGAGAGUAGUGUUUGCUGACAUGAAUGUAGAGUACUGAGAAUGUAGGAGGCGUGUGGGAAGAGUGCCCAGUCCUCACCAGUGACCUUUCCAAGGAAACCAGCACAGAGAGCAAACACAUCCUGCGCUUCUCUUUUUAGUUCAACAGCUCUAGGUUUUUGACAAAGUACCAAACAUGGAGCGACUUCUCCUGAAAAACAGUAGUUUAGUAGUGGUUUGUGCUGCAGAAGUACAUAUGAAGGCUUAACAAAAAUAAUGGGAAGCAGGAAAUCUAGGAGGUGUCAGACAUAUUGAUGUCAUUUUACUGACACCUGAGUUUCCAAGUGCUGAAUUAAUAACUGGGAGUAACUGGCACCAGCAGCACACAUUAUAACCAACUGAUAUUCCGACACCAUGUGAUCCAAAGGCAAGUGCUGCUUUCUUACAACUCAAGUAAAAAAUAGCUAUUGCCUAUCCCACUUCUGCAUGACAACUAACUUUAAGCUUUGCCGGUUUUGAUACGCUGCCAAAUUAUUACUCAAACCUUGUGGCAUCAUGCAUUAGACCCAUAGAAUCAUAGAAUACACUGAGUUGGAAAAGACCCGUCAGGAUCCUUGAGUCCAACUCCUGGCCUUGCACAGGAUACUCCAAGAGCCACAGAGUGUGGCCACAGAGUGUGCCUGAGAGCAUUGUUCAAAUCCAUCUUGAGCUCUGUGAGGCUUGCGCUGUGGCCACUUCCCUGGGGAGCCUGUUCUGGUGCCCAACUACCGUCUGGGUAUGGAACCUUCUUCUGAUAUCCAACCUAAACCUCUCAGUUUCAGGCCAUUCUCUCGGGUCCUGGCACGGUAAUAAGAGUGAAUAGAUCUGUAGCUGCCCUUGUUCCACUCCUGAGGUUGCUGAAGACCACAAUGAGGUCUCCCCUCAGUCUCCUCCAGGCUGAACAGACCAAGUGACCUCAGCCACUCCUCACCACACUUCCCUUCCAGAUCCUUCACCAUUCUUGUUGCCCUCCUCUGGAUACUAUCUAAUAGUUAAAUAUCUUCUUUACAUUGUGGCUGCCAAAACUGCCCCCAGCACUUGAGGUGAGGCUGCCCCAGUGCAGAGCAGAGCGGGACAAUCUCCUCUCUUGCCUUGCUGUGCCUGAUGGCCCCAGGAGAUGCUUGUCCCUCCUGACUGCCAGGGCACUGUUGACUCACAUUCAACUUGCCAUCAACCAGGACUCACAGGUCCCUUUCCACAGCAUUGCUCUCCAGCCUCUCAUUCCCUGAUCUUUACACACAACCAGGGUUGCCCUGUCCCAGGUGCAGAAUCCAGCACUUGUCCCUGUUAAAACUUCAUACAGUUGGUGAUUGCCCAUUUCUCUAAUUUGUCGACGUCUCUCUGUAGGGCCUCUCUGCCCUCCAGAGAGUUGACAGGUCCUCCAAAUUUAGUGUUGCCAGUGAAAUUAAUAUUCCUUCAAGUCGUGCAUCCUGGUUGUUAAUGAGAUGUUGAAGAGCACAGGGCCAAGGAUGGAGCCCUGUGGUACCCCACUGGUGACAGAUUGCCAGUCUGAUGUCACCCAUUCACUGUAAUCCUUUGUGCCCAGCCAGUGAACCAGUUGCUCACCCAUCUCAUGACAUGUUUAUCCAGCUGUAUGCUGGACAUUUUGGUCAGAAGGGUAUUUUUGAUACAGUAUCAAAAGCUUUACCAAACUCCAAAUAUAUUACUUCAACUUGCUUCCCUUGAUCAGUUAGGUGAAUUACCUUGUCAUAAAAGGAAAUCAGCUUUGACAAGCAGGACUUUCCCUUCAUGAAGCCAUGCUGGCUGUGACCAGUGACUGCAUUGUACUCCAGGUACAUAUAUAUCAUUCCAGAAUAAUAUUUUCCAUUAUUUUACUGGGCACUGAGGUGAGACCAACAGGCCUGUAGUUUCCGAGAUCUUCCUUGAGUGCAACUUGAAUGCAACUUAACACUGAAGCCAUAAGGGUAUCAACCAGCACCUGGUUCUUAAAAUUAUGCUGGACCUCUUCCUGGGCCUUUGAGCUAGUCUGGGCAUUUACAUCUUAUUGGAGGGGAGCUGAAAUACUGCUUCAGCUGCUAUAAAAUCUGGUGAGAUUUUACUUAUCAGGGGACUUGCUCCCCAAAGGGUUUGGUGAAGGUCUUAGUAUGAAGAAGACAACCCCUCAUAUUUUUUACCUGUUUUACAUAGUUGCAAGUAACUUGGAUGAGUGCCGGACUGUGAACAUGCAGGGUUUCUUUAUCUACUUGCCUUUUGUACUGAAAAUAUAAGAAGCAAAAGUAAUUCUGUUGUAAUACAGCUGUUUUCCAUAAUCAAGAAAGAUGUUUCUAAAUUUCCUCCUUUUUUUUUUCCAAUUUUUUAAAAAUUGUGAAACGAAGGUCACAGGCUUUAAAAGCCCUUUUAUACAGAAUUAGCUUUAUAAAAACAAAGAGUGAGUGAAGAGAAUAUGCUUGGACAACUCCUAUAAACAACUUGCAUCAUUUUGAAAACCCCGUUGUUAAUGAUAUCUCCUUUUCAAUAGAUUUUAUAGAGACUCUUUUUCCAGGGUUACUAAAGAGAGCAAGUUUUCUUGAUGGUUUACAAUUAUGAUGGUGGCUUGAGAGACGCAUAGCACAUGAUUUUUUCUGUCAGAGACAAAGAUCUUCCAUAACUGGGACUAUGUUUGUUACCUGAGUCUGCACAGAAGUGUCUGCAACACUGUAAAAGAGUUUAAGAAUAUAGAAAAAAAAAAAAAAAAGGAAGAGAAACAGAGCUUAAUGCAAUUUUGUACAUUCUUUCAGCAUGCAGGCAUAGUCAUGGUAGUUGCAGCACCUUUUCUAUGGACUAGUGACAUGAGAACUGUGGCAGUUCACUGUAUAACACUGUACAGCAGCAAUAGGCUUUUUGCUUACUGAAAUAAAAUGUAAGACCAGUGGUUUCCAUCCCUGCUUUAAGCCCCUAAAUUUUUCUUUCUUCUCCAGCUUGGACAGAUGCUAUAACCUUAAACAGAACCUUCCUUUGGAAGAGCCUUUCUCUUCAUAGCAUCCAACCCGUGGGUUAUGGCUCACAGAAGUAGAUCUUAUGGGGCUGGCUUUCCUCUGUCUGCUCUAGUGUAAUGGCAAGUGAGCAAUUCACAGUAGUGCAAGCUGGAGACAAAGUCCUGCUGUUCAGGUUUGCUAGGCCAUUUGUUUGAGGGGCAGGUGGCUGGCACCAGUGUGCAGGUGCAGGCACCCCCCACACACUUGCACGGUGAGCUGGGCUGUGAGCCCAGCCUGACCAGGACACAACCCUCUGCCUUUUACAGACAGGCAGGCUUCCAGCUGGAUCGCUCCCACCAUCUGGCUCAGCGUGUGGCUGCACAGAUGAGUGCUGCCACAGCAGAGGGGAGGGUGCAGGGUGGACAUGGGUAGUAGCUGAGGACCUGCUGCUAAAUGUGCUUUGCAUGGUGUCAGGGGCCUGUGGCAGAGGUCUGGACUGGCCUAAAUGCUGUGAGGGAUUGACUCCACAAGGCUCAGUGAGAACUGGGCACUGGUGGCAGUGGGAUAGGUAGGAAUUAAUGAAAUGAGGAAAGACUAAGAUCCAGUGCUUGUAAUUGCAUGCAGGAGGUUGUAAUGUGUACUGCACUCUGCUACCUUUCCCUGCAUAUUGAUUGAAUUGUUAAUGAGCGGUUGAGCAUUAAUACAGUUGCAAGCAAACAACGCUGUAAAUUAUGUAGAUAUAUUAUUAUUAUUAUUUUCUGUAUUCACUAACUCACUUUUGCUUUGGAAUGUCAUAUGCCAUUUGAGUGACUUCCACACAGACUGCAAGUGCUGGACAGCCAGCCCUUAUGCAGCACUCUCCCCUGCAAAACUCCCACUGAAGCCAGUGAGAUUUUGUUCAGACAGGACCUGCAGGACAAGGGGUUGUGUGAGGCUUGGUCCUGCAGAAAGCUCAGUGCUCUCAUUUCCUCCCACUUUGCUAGGAGCCGAAUGUGUUGAACCCUGCUGCUGAACUGAAGCAUGACCAGGCAGCACUGAGAAUAAACUGGAAUUUUAUACAUAAAAAAUUUAAUUUACAUGUAAUAAAUGUGAAUGAGCACUAAUAUAGAAUGUAUUUUAUCAAAAAAUAUUGAUUCCUUACUUUGACCAAAUACAUUUCUGUAUUACUGUGUUACUUUUUCAUACUUGCCAAAUGUUGCAAGAGGUGUGGAACUGGUUUGGUUGUACUACAAAAUGUUUUUGUAUUUCAUUUGUAUUUUAUUUUUCCCUCCCUCCUACCACAUAUUGCAGCUAGUAGCCAUUCAAUAAUUCAUCAGGAGUAGCAUGACCCAGUGACUAGGCUGCCAGACUGAGACACAAGAUUUGCCAACACAUGCAUAAAUGCUUGCAGACCUGGAUACUUGGUGAUACGUGGGUUUGUAGCUCUGCCAUUGCCUUGCCCUGAGCUUUAGGCAGGUCUCAGUCUCUGAGAAUUCAGGGCAGGCUUUCAGUUCUGCAUGCAGGCCUCUGGAAAAUUGAGCAGGAGCGGGAUAAGUCCUUUGAGAGUCCCACCUUUGUAAAAGGGACUGUUACUAUUAUUUGUCCAGCAGCAUAUAUAGUGCUUUAGGUCUGUUGGUGAACAGAGAUACCACUGUCAUUGCCUAUCCUCAGAGCAAACCAGUAAUGAAAUGACACAGAAGGGUCUCCCUUUUCCCUUGGCCUUCCUCAUAGGCAUUUCAUGCUCCAACUAAAUACAUAUAAAUAAAUACAGCAGAGCAGAGCCUCUUGCAGAACUGGUGCUUCUGAAUGUGAGUUGCAUGAAUGCAAACAGCAGAGUGCUGCUUGGGCAAUGAGAAAUACAUGGGAUGCCAGAUGGAAAGGCAGAUUUCAGAACUGUUAUGAGUGCAGGGGCAAGAGUGAACAAAGCCCCUUCAGAGAGGGAGAUGCUGAGAUUUCUGAGACAGCCAAAACCAUCCUGCCAAGUAUCUGCAUAGUGAACCGUGUGCAUGAUGACCUGAGCCCUUACCAGACUUCAGCUCCAUCUCCUGCCCUGCUUCUGGCUCUUUUCCAGGCAGUUUCCCUCCACGCAUAGUGCUGUGCCUUUGAAAGUCUCAUUCUUGUAAGAAUGCCACUUUUUCUGGGAAUAGCCAUAGUUAGUUUUCCUGCAUCAGUGACAUGCAUGUCUGCUGCUGCAUCUUGUCACUGUCCCAUGGAAGGUGCUGUGUGAGAUGGUGGCUGGGGGCAGCGGGGAGGAGUGUCUGCUGCAACAUUGCUGAGUAGAACCCUGCCAUUUACCCCUCUGCAAGGUGGGACAUGAGACUGUGACAGUAAAAACAAUUGCAAUACCAUUGUGGACAUUAUUUUGGAAAGCUGCCAUUCUGGACAUAUUCCCAGCCUCUUUCAGCAUCUUUCCUGAUCUUUGGGAUCCAGAGCUGAUGUCAAUGACUGUUUCACUCAGUGUUAGCUUUAGCAGUGGCAGGAGGUGAGGAUGCAUCUUUACCCUGUGUCCAUCCUUCCCUCCUUAGCGUGGUGGUCUUCUCAGAAGUUCUUACUCUCAGAAGAAGGGAAGCAUAGGAGGGAGGAGAGAAACACCUCUUUACCUCUCACAGCUUGUAGGCAGGUGUAUCGGUGGAUCUGCAGUUCAGAACAUUGUGAGUCACACUGUCCUUUCUCUGCAGGGGGAUUAGAUGGCAUGGGAGAUGUGUUAUCCCUUGAGGACCUGUGGGUGGUCCAUGCCAGACAGGGGUUGUGCAGAAGACAGCAGUCAUUUUAGGUGCCAAACCUAGUAUCUUUUCACAGGCAGUUCUGUCUAGCCAGAUAAUCCAGUCUCUGAAAAUCAUAACCCAUUGAGGCUCUCCAGGUUGGGCAUCCAGAAAAUGAGACUUGUCUGGUUGCCUUGGGCACUGGGAGGUCUCUUUCUCAGUGCUGGCUGUUUUUGGUCUGGCCAGAGGACAUGGGAAAUUGGGAAAGAUCCCUUCAGGGACAUUAGCUGGAUGCCCUUUUCUGUAAAUUGCUGAGCAGAGGCAAAUGCUUUGUUUUGUGUGUUUAAUUCUGGCAGGACCUCCCCUCCUCCCCAGCAGCCUGUCUCUGCAGACAGCUGCAGCUGGGAAAGCUUUGUGUGAGAGCCAGGCAGGAGUGACUCAGGGCAGCAGCUCCUAGACCCUGUAACAGGCUGGACUUGGGGUCACCCUUGCAUGGUAACAAUGGAGCUGAAGGCUCAGGGCACAUCACUUCCAAUGCAGAUAUUUAAAUAGAGUCCUUAAAUUUGAUCCAUAGAGGGCAGACCCUGUCACUGGGUUUUUAUUGGACUUCUGAGACUUAGUUGCACUGUUGGUGUCUGAUGUCUGUGGCAGGUGGGCAGGGGAAACCUCUUCACUUAACCACGUUUACUUGUUCAGUGAGCCAAAUAGUCUUUUACAUGAUCUGUGUUUGAAUUUUUUUUUAACAUUGGUGAUUUUUUUUUUCAAGAAAGACAGUCCCUAAAGACACACCCACAUUAUUGCAAACCCCAAUUAAUACAGAGCUGAGUAGCACUGCACUGUCACUAUGAGCUUGGAUAUAAAAAAAAAAUACAGAUUAAUGAAAAGGGCCUUCAUUUGUCUACAAGGAAAAAACCCCAAACUUCUUUGAACUAGUUAUUGCUGACUACAGUGAAGCUUACUGGUUUCAUGUAAAAUACAUUGAACUUUGAAAUUCCCUUUCUGUAUCAACAUGCUGUUGCUCAUGUAGGCAAAGAUCUGUGGUAACACUGCAUGUAAAAAGAAGCUUUCAUCUUCAGGGGUGGUGGUGGUAGAAAUGUCAGCUCUGGAUUUCAGUCAAUGCAAUUCUUUUGUCAAGUUUUCCUUUACUAAUGCAGGGACUAGUCAGCCCUCCACACAUCAAGCAGAAAUCAUGUGCGACACCGUGCCAAGGCUGUCUUUGGUUUGGUUUCCACCAUUUUUCUGGCUGGAAGACCUAUCUGUCUUUGGGACUAUAAAGCUGUGAAAGGAGUCAGCAAAAGAAGUUGCCCUUUUGUUCAGCACUUUGAAAGGUGUAAGCCUUCAGUGGAGCACUGCCUGCCUUCUGAUUCUCCUUCCUCUGAUCCUCAUCUACCACCAAGGUGUUAAAUCCAGCAGUGUCAUUACACCAUGAGCUUCCCAUUAAAGAGCUUACCAAAC
Messenger RNA from Parus major (Great Tit), 7789 nucleotides. It is a transcript of the gene MTURN, whose product is annotated as maturin, neural progenitor differentiation regulator homolog. Lineage: Eukaryota; Metazoa; Chordata; Aves; Passeriformes; Paridae. Gene Ontology annotation, biological process: positive regulation of megakaryocyte differentiation; regulation of signaling. Bases 38 to 433 code for a protein of 131 amino acids. The record is from RefSeq and is a predicted model, not a curated record. The transcript is spliced from 3 exons. Gene Ontology annotation, cellular component: cytoplasm.